AUGAACGCUCCCAUGCAGCAGCCCAAUUAUCGUGGCUAUCCACAACAGGCCACUUACCGAUCUCCAGCCACGCCACGCAGACACGGUCCUGUCCCUGGUAUGCCAAUGCAGCAACACACAGCGCAGGCGAUGCCAAAUCCGCAGAUGCUCGGCCAGCGCCAUGCGCCAAAUCCAGUUGAAGCUGCCGUAAGACGAAGUCGAAAGCCGACAGAUAAGAAUCUACCGGACAAUGUUGAGGAAAUUGUGAUUGGGGACGUGGCGCAACAGUACAAACGGCUUCGAGAGAUUGAGAAACGGUUGGACGCGUCUAUGAUCCGGAAGAGACUUGAUAUCUAUGAUUCUGUCAAUAAAAAUGCGAAGAGAUACCGGACAAUGAGGAUAUGGAUAUCUAACACGGUUGAGAGCCAACCGUGGCAACAGCAGGAGUCCAAUUCGGAAAGUUCCAUGGGUACAAAGUUGGGCGCAGGACGGUACAGAGUCAAAAUAGAAGGAAGGCUGCUUGAUGAUGAUGAUGCGGAUCCUACCAUUCCAGAUGAUAGUGAUGAAGAGGACAAGAAUGAAAACCGAGAGCGCGACCCUAACGCGAUGGAGGAGGACACAUCAAGUGCAAAGACCAGCAAACCAGCAUCACAACGGAAGAGACUAUCUCAGUUUUUCAAGUCGAUAACUAUCGACUUUGACAAACCGACCGAAAAUGGAGUCGCUGAUUUGGCCACGAUCACUUGGAAUAAACCCGAAGUACCGGCUGGUGCUGCGGCUUUACCAUCAAGUGCCGAUUUUGACACGCUUGAAUUCUCCCGCGCUGCGGAGGUCAACCUGAACGUGACCAUAAAUCUCGUCAGAGAUGAGUCGCCUGAACGCUUCCAAUUGAGCAAAGAGCUAGCUGCUAUUGUUGAUACCGACAAAGACACUCGUGCGGGAAUUGUAGCUAGAAUAUGGGAAUAUGUAAAAGCGAGUGGACUGCAAGAGAGCGAGGAGAAGCGCACGAUCCAGUGCGACGACCGCCUGAGAGCGAUUUUUGGCUGCGAAAAGAUGUACUUCCCCGCCAUCCCAGAGAGUACCGCAGCACAUACUGCAACUCUCGAGCCUAUCAAGCUACCAUAUACCAUCCGUGUCGACCCUGAAUUCCAAAAGGACCCAAAGCCCACCGUCUAUGACAUUCGGGUCGCAAUUGAUGACCCCCUUCGGGCCAAGCUUAUCUCUCUCACCGGCUCCCCUGAUUUUCCCACUAUGCUCCGCCAUGUGUCCAGCCUAGACGAUCAAGUAGCGCUCGCGAUCCAGGCGCUGCACCACUCGAAGGCAAAACACUCAUUCUACACUGCGAUGAGCAAGGAUCCAGCUAACUUCAUGAAACGGUGGAUAAAUAGCCAGAAACGAGACUUGGAGACGGUGCUCGGGGAGACGCCACGGCCUGGACAGGGCGAUAGAGGCAUGGAGUUCAGACGCGGUGGGCAAGGCAGUGCGUGGGAUACGGCUGUUGCGAGAGAGUCUGUGAGAUAUAUGCUCGCAAAGCCGCCUCGUGCAACGAGGUGCACUUAUGAUAUGCAACCCACACUUCGGUUUUGA
Microsporum canis CBS 113480 is the source of this 1566-nucleotide messenger RNA. RefSeq lists its product as hypothetical. NCBI's taxonomy places the organism in Eukaryota, Fungi, Ascomycota, Eurotiomycetes, Onygenales, Arthrodermataceae. Gene Ontology annotation, cellular component: nucleus; SWI/SNF complex. The coding region runs from base 1 to 1566 and encodes 521 amino acids. The transcript has 4 exons. Gene Ontology annotation, biological process: regulation of transcription by RNA polymerase II. The record is from RefSeq and is a predicted model, not a curated record.